GCGGAAGCCGCAGCGAGUGCGGCAGCCCGUGCUCCGCGUGUCCCCGCUCCCGCAUUCCCCCCACCCCGCGCGGAAAGCAUGGCGGGGAUAGGUGCGGCCCUGCUCGCGGGGCUGCUGGCGAGGCUGGCGCUGGUGCUGUACGGGCUGCACCAGGACCGCACCAUGCGGGUGCGCUACACCGACGUCGACUACCGGGUGUUCACGGACGCGGCGCGGCUGGUGACCGAGGGCCGCUCGCCCUACCGGCGGGCCACCUACCGCUACACGCCGCUCCUGGCCUGGCUGCUGACGCCCAACGUGUUCCUCACCGAGGCCUUCGGGAAGCUGCUCUUCGUGGCCGGGGACCUGGCGGUUGCUGUCGUCGCUUACCGGGCCCUAUGGCGCCGGGGGACCGCCGCCGGCCGCGCCUGUGGGUGCUGCGCCGCCGCCUGGCUCCUCAACCCCCUGCCCAUGGCCGUGUCCAGCCGGGGCAACGCGGAGGCGUUGGUGGCGCUGCUGGUGCUCGCCACCCUGUACUGGGUGGAGGCGGGCAGCGUGGGCAAGGCCGCCGUGUGCUACGGGCUGGCCGUGCACAUGAAAAUAUAUCCCCUGACCUACGCGCUGCCCAUAGCGCUCCGCCUGCGCACCGCGCCGCGCCGCGCGGAACGGGCACUGGAUGCGCGGGGGGACAAAACGGCAAAGGUCACGUUUGUGGCGCGCCUCUGGCACCUUUUUGUAAAGACGCUGAACCGCGACGUGCUACUGUUUGGAACAGUUGCCGGAUCAGUGCUGGCUGCCUUGACUGUGGCAUUUUAUCACCUCUAUGGCUGGGAGUUCUUGGAGCACGCCUACCUCUAUCACCUGACUAGGAGGGAUAUCCGUCAUAACUUCUCUCCCUAUUUCUACAUGUUGUACUUGACAGCAGAGAGCAAAUGGAGUUUUGCCCUUGGGCUCGCAGCUUUCCUGCCCCAGCUGCUUUUGCUCCUGGUUGUUUCCAUAGCAUUCUACAGAGACCUUGCCUUCAGUUGUUUCCUACACACCACUAUUUUUGUGACUUUUAACAAAGUAUGCACAUCCCAGUACUUUGUCUGGUAUCUCUGCCUGUUGCCCCUCGUAAUGCCUAGUAUUAAGAUGUCCUGGUGUAGGGGCGUGCUGCUUCUCUUUCUGUGGUUCAUCGGACAAGGCCUGUGGCUUACUCCUGCAUUCUUUCUGGAGUUCAAAGGAUAUAACACUUACUUAUUUAUAUGGUUGGCAGGCUUGCUUUUCCUUUUAAUUAAUAGCCUCAUAAUUGUUCAGAUUAUUGCACAUUAUCAAAAAGAAGCACAAGUUGCAAAAAAACUGAAGCAACGGUAGUAAACUGACCAAAAUCCAGAAACAGCCUCUUUGGUAAGGCACCACAUACCACCAGCACAUCAUCUAACAAAAGUGCACAUGAGUUGUAUUAAAGCACAUUGUGUGCAAAUGUUACUGUUUCAGGCCGUGAGAGCACUGAUGGUUCUCAGUUCCCCUGAGCAGUGGUAGCGGCUGUAUCUGUCUCCUGUGUGGGUUUUGAAACUGCAUUGCAACCCUGUCUCCAGCCCUCCUCCUGCUCCUGACUGAAGUCCCUGGACCAGUUCAUCACUUAAACGUGUUUGAGGCCCUGGUGGAUGGGCUCUACCCAUCUGCACUGACUGUCUUCACCUCCUGCCUCUAGAGACAGUGGGGCUGUGCCCUGCCCUUUGACCCCUGUGCUGGGGCCACUCUCAGUUCCUGCUCAUACUCCCUUAUGGAGUAGC
Onychostruthus taczanowskii (white-rumped snowfinch) is the source of this 1754-nucleotide messenger RNA. It is a transcript of the gene PIGM, whose product is annotated as phosphatidylinositol glycan anchor biosynthesis class M. NCBI's taxonomy places the organism in Eukaryota, Metazoa, Chordata, Aves, Passeriformes, Passeridae. The record is from RefSeq and is a predicted model, not a curated record. The transcript has a single exon. Gene Ontology annotation, biological process: GPI anchor biosynthetic process. Gene Ontology annotation, cellular component: membrane; glycosylphosphatidylinositol-mannosyltransferase I complex. The coding region runs from base 79 to 1332 and encodes 417 amino acids. Gene Ontology annotation, molecular function: alpha-1,4-mannosyltransferase activity; GPI mannosyltransferase activity.